ACGCGGUUCAUUCAUAAAGAAAAAAACCAAAAAAGGAUUGAUCGAGAGAGAGGUAGAACAAUCCAGAACCUAUGCUUUCACGCCAUUUGUUCCCUCCUAUAUAAACUUCCCUCUUACGCCUUGAGUCUCAGAAGUAGUUCAUUCUCUGCAAUUCGUUCUUUCACGUUCUGCGUUGCGCUUUCUCUACGGUUAUCUUUGUGAGUCUCCAUGGCAGACGCUGAGACCUUCUCUUUUCAAGCUGAGAUCAACCAGCUUCUCAGCCUCAUCAUCAACGCAUUCUACAGCAACAAGGAGAUAUUCUUGCGUGAAAUCAUCAGCAAUGCCUCCGAUGCCUUGGAUAAGAUUAGAUUUGAGAGUUUGACAGACAAGAGCAAGCUCGAUGCCCAGCCUGAGCUCUUCAUUCGGCUUGUACCCGACAAGGUCAACAAGACUCUUUCCAUUAUCGACAGUGGCAUUGGAAUGACAAAAGCAGAUUUGGUGAACAACUUGGGUACCAUUGCGAGGUCCGGGACCAAGGAGUUCAUGGAGGCGUUGCAGGCUGGCGCUGACGUCAGCAUGAUUGGUCAGUUCGGUGUUGGGUUCUACUCUGCGUACCUUGUUGCUGAGAAGGUCACUGUUACCACUAAGCACAACGAUGAUGAACAGUACAUUUGGGAAUCUCAAGCUGGUGGCUCCUUCACUGUUACCAGGGACACUGAUGGAGAGCAACUAGGAAGGGGAACCAAGAUCACCCUUUUCCUCAAGGAGGAUCAGUUGGAGUACUUGGAGGAGAGAAGGAUCAAGGAUCUUGUGAAGAAGCACUCUGAAUUCAUUAGCUACCCCAUUUACCUUUGGACUGAGAAGACAACUGAGAAAGAGAUCAGCGAUGAUGAAGAUGAUGAGCCCAAGAAAGAUGAAGAAGGAGACGUUGAGGAUGUUGAUGAGGAGAAGGAGAAAGAUGCUAAGAAAAAGAAGAAGAUUAAGGAGGUUUCUCAUGAGUGGCAACUCAUCAAUAAGCAGAAGCCAAUCUGGCUGCGGAAGCCAGAAGAGAUCACCAAGGAGGAAUAUGCAUCUUUCUACAAGAGCCUGACCAAUGAUUGGGAAGACCACUUGGCUGUGAAGCAUUUCUCUGUGGAGGGCCAGCUUGAAUUCAAGGCCAUUCUCUUUGUACCAAAAAGGGCACCCUUUGAUUUGUUUGAUACCAGGAAGAAAAUGAACAACAUCAAGCUUUAUGUCAGGAGGGUGUUCAUCAUGGACAACUGUGAGGAACUCAUACCUGAGUACCUUGGAUUUGUGAAAGGUGUUGUUGAUUCUGAUGACUUGCCCCUCAACAUCUCUCGUGAGAUGCUUCAACAGAACAAGAUCUUGAAGGUGAUCAGGAAGAACCUUGUGAAGAAGUGUAUUGAGAUGUUCAAUGAGAUUGCAGAGAACAAGGAAGAUUACAACAAGUUCUACGAUGCUUUCUCGAAGAAUUUGAAAUUGGGUAUCCACGAGGAUAGCCAGAACAGGGCCAAGUUGGCUGAUUUGCUCAGAUACUACUCAACAAAGAGUGGAGAUGAGUUAACAAGCUUGAAGGACUAUGUUACCAGAAUGAAAGAAGGCCAGAAAGACAUUUACUACAUCACUGGAGAGAGCAAAAAGGCUGUGGAGAACUCUCCAUUCUUGGAGAGGCUCAAGAAGAAGGGUUAUGAGGUGCUCUUCAUGGUAGACGCCAUUGAUGAGUAUGCUGUUGGACAAUUGAAAGAAUACGAUGGCAAGAAAUUGGUUUCAGCAACGAAGGAAGGAUUGAAACUGGAUGAUGAGACAGAGGAAGAGAAAAAGAAGAAAGAGGAGAAAAAGAAGUCAUUUGACGAACUCUGCAAGGUCAUAAAGGACAUCUUGGGAGACAAAGUGGAGAAGGUAGUUGUCUCUGACAGGAUUGUUGAUUCCCCAUGCUGUUUGGUGACUGGUGAAUAUGGAUGGACUGCAAACAUGGAGAGGAUCAUGAAGGCUCAGGCUCUGAGAGACAACAGCAUGAGCGGGUACAUGUCUAGCAAGAAAACCAUGGAGAUCAACCCUGAUAAUGGUAUUAUGGAGGAGUUGAGGAAGAGGGCUGAAGCUGAUAGGAAUGAUAAAUCAGUGAAGGACCUUGUGUUGCUUCUCUUUGAGACAGCCCUCUUGACUUCAGGUUUUAGCCUUGAUGAUCCCAACACCUUUGCUGCAAGGAUUCACAGAAUGUUGAAGUUGGGUCUCAGCAUUGAUGAGGAUCAGAUUGGUGGAGAAGAUGUUGACAUGCCUCCAUUGGAAGAGGAUGGUGCUGAGGAGAGCAAGAUGGAGGAAGUGGACUAAAGGCUCUUAUGUUUGCUAAUUGAUAAUGAUGAGGGUGGUAUUAAUUAAGUCUGUCAAACUGUGGUCGAUGCUCAACUUUUUUGUUUUUUCAUUUUUUUAAGGACCGGGUUAGUUUUGUGAUGUGAAAACGUGUUUGUGCUGUGGUUGUGCUGCAUCUAUCAAUCUUAUGAUACUAUAAAUAUACAUUAAUGUCAAAUAGCAUUUGUUCUCAACCUCCAACUCUGCCUUACUACUAUUAGAUUGGCGUUGCAUGGACCAAAUGUAGAAUUUGUUAUAUGCAGAUUUAGUUAGCUCAAAAUAUUUCCACACUUAUUGUGUUUAUGAUAUCCGUGUGGAGGCUUCUAAAAUUUGAAUUUGGAUUCAGGUUUGUAAUAAUACGACUGAGUUUUUUAAUUU
Abrus precatorius (Indian licorice) is the source of this 2703-nucleotide messenger RNA. RefSeq names its product heat shock protein 83. Gene Ontology annotation, molecular function: ATP-dependent protein folding chaperone; ATP hydrolysis activity; ATP binding. Gene Ontology annotation, cellular component: cytosol; plasma membrane; perinuclear region of cytoplasm. Lineage: Eukaryota; Viridiplantae; Streptophyta; Magnoliopsida; Fabales; Fabaceae. The coding region runs from base 208 to 2307 and encodes 699 amino acids. The transcript has 4 exons. Gene Ontology annotation, biological process: cellular response to heat; protein stabilization; protein folding. The record is from RefSeq and is a predicted model, not a curated record.